AUGAGGUCAAUUGCGCACCUACUAUCAUGCGUGCUCGUGUGCUUCCUCGUGUUGGGAGGCGCGCCGAAGGCGAGCGCGCAGAUCCCUGAAAUCAACAUCACGGCCAUCACGGAUUUUCUCAACGAGUUCUUCGCGGCCCUCCAAAAGGACAAGCAGAGCUCCUUCCCCGGCACCAAGCUGUACGUGCUCAAGGGAAAGGCGGAGAACACGGGCGACUACAAUGACGUGGACGAUGAUGAUGAUGAUGACAGCGACAAGGAAGGCAAGCUCGAGAUUACCAAGUACUCGUAA
Closterium sp. Naga37s-1 is the source of this 291-nucleotide messenger RNA. Lineage: Eukaryota; Viridiplantae; Streptophyta; Zygnematophyceae; Desmidiales; Closteriaceae. The record is from the annotation of a GenBank genome assembly.